This is a messenger RNA of Mesoplodon densirostris (Blainville's beaked whale), 1590 nucleotides long. RefSeq names its product intestinal-type alkaline phosphatase-like. Gene Ontology annotation, biological process: dephosphorylation. Gene Ontology annotation, molecular function: alkaline phosphatase activity. The coding region runs from base 1 to 1590 and encodes 529 amino acids. Lineage: Eukaryota; Metazoa; Chordata; Mammalia; Artiodactyla; Ziphiidae. The transcript has 11 exons. Gene Ontology annotation, cellular component: plasma membrane. The record is from RefSeq and is a predicted model, not a curated record.
AUGCAGGGGGCCUGGAUGCUGCUGCUGCUAGGCCUGCAGCUACGGCUCUCCCUUGGCUUCAGACCAGUUGAAGAGGAAGACCCAGCCUUCUGGAACCACCAAGCAGCCCAGGCCCUGGAUGUUGCUAAGAAGCUGCAACCCAUCCAGACAGCUGCCAAGAAUCUCAUUCUCUUCCUGGGGGAUGGGAUGGGGGUGCCCACGGUGACAGCCACUCGGAUCCUAAAGGGGCAGAUGAAUGGCAAACUGGGAGCUGAGACGCCCCUGGCCAUGGACCAAUUCCCGUACCUGGCUCUGUCAAAGACAUACAACGUGGAUAGACAGGUGCCAGACAGCGCAGGCACGGCCACCGCCUACCUGUGCGGGGUCAAGGCCAACAUGAAGACCAUUGGUGUAAGUGCAGCUGCCCGCUACAACCUGUGCAGCACGGUACAUGGCAAUGAGGUCACAUCUGUGAUGAACCGGGCCAAGAAAGCAGGGAAGUCAGUGGGAGUGGUGACCACUACGAGGGUGCAGCAUGCCUCGCCAGCUGGCACCUAUGCACACACGGUGAACCGUAACUGGUAUUCAGACACGGACAUGCCUGACCAGGCGAAGAAGGAGGGCUGCCAGGACAUCGCCACGCAGCUCAUUGGCAACAUGGACAUUGAUGUGAUCCUGGGUGGAGGCCGAAAGUACAUGUUUCCUGAGGGGACCCCAGACCCUGAAUACCCAGGCAACGCCAGUCAGAACGGAAUCCGGAAGGACCAGCAGAACCUGGUGCAACAGUGGCAGGACAAGCACCAGGGUGCCCAGUACGUGUGGAACCGCACGGCGCUCAUUCAGGCAUCUAAGGACCCCAGUGUAACACACAUCAUGGGCCUCUUUGAGCCAACAGACAUGAAGUUUGAGUCCCAGAGAGACACCACCAAGGACCCAUCCCUGCAGGAGAUGACAGAGGCAGCCCUGCGUGUGCUCAGCAGGAACCCCCGGGGCUUCUACCUCUUUGUGGAGGGAGGCCGCAUUGACCACGGUCACCAUGAAGGCAUAGCUUACAGGGCGCUGACCGAGGCGGUCAUGUUCGACAAUGCCAUUGCCAAGGCCACCCAGCUCACUAGUGAAGCAGACACGCUGAUCCUCGUCACCGCCGACCACUCCCAUGUCUUCUCUUUUGGCGGCUACACACUGCGUGGAAGCUCCAUUUUCGGGCUGGGUUUUGACAACGCCACCGACGGCAAGUCCUACACCUCCAUCCUCUAUGGCAAUAGCCCGGGGUACGUGCUUGGCGGAGCCUCAAGGCCCAACGUCAACGACAGGGAAAGCAGCGACCCCGCGUACCAGCAGCAGGCGGCCGUGCCCCUGAAGAGCGAGACCCACGGCGGCGAGGACGUGGCGGUGUUCGCGCGCGGCCCGCAGGCGCACCUGGUGCACGGCGUGCAGGAGCAGACCUUCGUGGCGCACGUCAUGGCCUUCGCCGCCUGCGUGGAGCCCUACACCACCGACUGCCACCUGCAGCCCCCCGCCGACGCCGCGCCCCAGGCCGCCUGCCCACCCUCGCUGGCCCUCCUGGUCGGGGCGCUGCUGCCGGUGCUGCUGGCGGCCGGCCCACACUGA